AUGGUAAUUGCAUUUUCUAUGCACUUUACUAUUAAAAUAUGUCAAUUUUUACAACUUGACACUGGAAUCUUAGCCAACACCUUCCUCCUUCUCUUCCAAAUCUUCAUGUUCCUUCUGGAUCAGAGGCCUAAACCCACUGACCUAAUCAUCUGUCACUUGGCCCUUGUCCACAUAAUGAAACUCUUCAUUAUACUAUUUUUGUUGCCUACAGAGCUGUUUGAAUCACCAAACUUUCUGAAUGAUUUCAAAUGUAAGGUUUUAUUCUACAUGAGCAGAGUGAUGAGGGGUCUCUCCAUCUGUACCACCUGCCUCCUGAGCAUAAUCCAGGCCAUCAUCAUCAGCCCCAGCACUUCCUGGUUGGGCAGAUUUAAACAUAAAUGCACACAUUACAUCUUCCAUUCCUUUGUCAUCUUAUGGUUUCUCAGUUUGUCUCUCAGUGUGAACUCCAUCUUUUAUACUGUUGCAUCUUCUAAUACAACCAACGACAACCUACUGAAUGUCAGUAAAUACUGCUCACUUUCCUCCAUAGCCCCCACCAUCAGGGCACUGCUUUUCACUUUGACAUUAUCCAGGGAUGUCUACUUCGUUGGAUCAUGCUGUUCUCUGGUCUCAAGUGCAUACACGGUGACUCAUUUGACCAUACAUCAGAGGCGUUGCCAGCACCUUCACAGCACCAGUUUCUCUUCAAGAGCAUCUCCAGAGAAAAGGGCCACCCGCACUGUCCUGUUGGUGAGUUUCUUUGUGGUUGUCUACUGGGUGGACUUCAUCAUCUCAUCACCUAUAAUCCUAUUAUGGGCAUAUGGCCCUCUUAUACUAGACUUCCAGAAGCUUUUGAGCAAUGUUUAUGCCACUGUCAGUUCUUUGGUAUUAAUUUGUUCUGAUAGAAAUAAAAAUAUGUUGCAAAAAUGUAGCAAACUCACAAUCAAUUUUAAACAAGUUAAUCAUGAAAUAAUUAUCCAAAAACUCUUUUUCCUUUUAUUCAAAUGA
Molecule: messenger RNA, 987 nt
Organism: Mustela erminea (ermine)
Lineage: Eukaryota; Metazoa; Chordata; Mammalia; Carnivora; Mustelidae
Product: putative vomeronasal receptor-like protein 4
Biological process (GO): G protein-coupled receptor signaling pathway
Cellular component (GO): membrane
Molecular function (GO): pheromone receptor activity
Source: RefSeq, a predicted model, not a curated record